This is a messenger RNA of Ogataea parapolymorpha DL-1, 648 nucleotides long. Its product is annotated as Protein involved in rRNA processing. NCBI's taxonomy places the organism in Eukaryota, Fungi, Ascomycota, Pichiomycetes, Pichiales, Pichiaceae. The transcript has a single exon. Gene Ontology annotation, cellular component: cytoplasmic exosome (RNase complex); nuclear exosome (RNase complex). Gene Ontology annotation, molecular function: RNA binding. The coding region runs from base 1 to 648 and encodes 215 amino acids. Gene Ontology annotation, biological process: poly(A)-dependent snoRNA 3'-end processing; TRAMP-dependent tRNA surveillance pathway; exonucleolytic trimming to generate mature 3'-end of 5.8S rRNA from tricistronic rRNA transcript (SSU-rRNA, 5.8S rRNA, LSU-rRNA). The record is from RefSeq and is a predicted model, not a curated record.
AUGUCUAUCGUUAUUCCCGGAGACCAAUUUACGCUGGAGACAGGAUCCGAACUUGUUCUGGGCCCCAACUUGCAGACCAGCGGUAACGUUGCCAGCCCAACGACCGCAGGAUACCUCGUGCAGACGCAGGCCGGCUCGUCCUCGCUGGCUUAUGUGGAGGCUGAUUCCAGAAGAUAUAUGCCUGCUGCGCAGGAUUUCGUUGUUGGCACCAUUGUGGGUUCUUUCGGAGAGUUUUAUAGAGUCUCGCUCACAAAUUUCUCAACGCCAGCUGUGCUAGGCUUUUAUGCGUUUCCUAAUGCAAGUAAGAAGAAUAGGCCAAGACUGAAGACUGGAGACCUUGUUUACGCACGCGUGGCAUCUGUCGAUCCCGAUCUUGACGUGGAGCUGGAGUGUUUUGACGCAACAACGGGCAAAGAAGGCGGAUUUGGCCAUCUGGAAGGGGGUUUUCUAUUUGAAGUGCGAUUGGCUUACGCCAGAUACUUACUAAGACACCAGGACGCUCCAGUGUUGACCAAACUGAUGAAAAAAUACCAAUUUGAACUCGCCAUUGGUGCGAACGGCAGAAUUUGGAUCAAGUCAGACACUCUACAAAACACCAUCGAAUGUGUGAAAGCCAUUCAAAGAGCCCAGACAGAGAAACAAUCUUAA